This is a messenger RNA of Pogonomyrmex barbatus (red harvester ant), 799 nucleotides long. RefSeq lists its product as uncharacterized. Lineage: Eukaryota; Metazoa; Arthropoda; Insecta; Hymenoptera; Formicidae. Gene Ontology annotation, molecular function: sequence-specific DNA binding. The record is from RefSeq and is a predicted model, not a curated record.
UGCAACAUAUGAGAUAUGAUAUAUGAGAAAAGGUUAGAUAAUGUAAUGUUUAUAUUUAUGAAGAUGAUAAAUGUUUUAUAGGUUUCCUAAGGAUCCUGAGAAACAUUUAUUAUGGCUUAAAGCUAUUAAUAGAAUAACUGUCGGCAAAAAUGCCAGGUUAUGUUCAAAACAUUUUGAAGCAAAAUAUUAUCGUUAUGGCAUUGUCGAACAGAGAAGAUUUUUGCUACCUGCAGCUGUUCCAACAUUGUAUUUAUGUCCUGAGAGUGAAAAUAACGAUAUUGAAGUAAAUAAUUCAGAAUUAACAGAAUCAGAACUACAAAUCAAUAUGAGUUUUUGUACUGAUAACACAACCAGUGAACAUGAAAAAACAUAUAAUAAAUUAGUUUUGACACAUAAUGAAACAAAGACAACAUUUGAUAAACAAGAUAAAUUAUCUAAUGAAGAACAAAUGCUAUUACAAAAUAACAUGCAACAAAUAAAAAACACUGAAGAAUCUAAUGAAGAAUCUGAAUUUAAUCAAGAUGAAAAUUUAAUUUUUGAAGAAAUAGCAGAUGCACAAGGCAAUAGAAAAAGAUAUUAUUAUCCUAGCCAUACUGAUGUUAAAUCUAAACAUAGAAUAAGAUACAUUGGAGACGUGAAUUGGAAUGUAAUUUGUCAUAAUCCAUCUGAAGCUAGGUAUUAUGGAGUAAUGGCAGUAAAAGAAAUAAAAGCCUUAAGAAAAGAAUUGAAUGUUCGAAAACGAAAAAUUAGAUAUAUGAGAAAAAAAAUUUCUAAUUUACAAUCUUUACUUAUGGAUUGA